This is a messenger RNA of Artibeus jamaicensis (Jamaican fruit-eating bat), 5064 nucleotides long. Its product is annotated as pantetheine hydrolase VNN2. Lineage: Eukaryota; Metazoa; Chordata; Mammalia; Chiroptera; Phyllostomidae. Bases 853 to 2409 code for a protein of 518 amino acids. Gene Ontology annotation, molecular function: hydrolase activity, acting on carbon-nitrogen (but not peptide) bonds, in linear amides. The record is from RefSeq and is a predicted model, not a curated record. The transcript has 10 exons.
ACGAGCAGCCGCCAGCAAAUCCCCGCCUCUGCAGGGCGGCCGGUGUGGGCCGAGACCCCGUGGGGGGCGCACGUUCCCCCAGGAUUUCCUCCUUCCUCACCAUCGCCCCCUCUGUGGGUCUGGGCUUCCUUCGCCUGGCUUCCAGCGGCCAGCAGUCUCCGGCCGCCGCCUGGCUUUGAGGAUCAAAGCCAGUUCCCAGCGGUGCAGCCCCAAAGCACCGCGCACGGCUCCCGGAGGCACGGACCGCGGAGCUGGACCGGAAGGCUGCGGGGCGGCGUGAGCCGCUGCCACCGCCGGGCCGCGCUUCCAGACUCGGGCAGCUGAGCAGACCGCGCACAGCGCCCCCUUCUUAAGGGGGUCACGGCCCCUCAACAGCCCGCCUCCCCACGUGGACCCCCGGGACCGCUGGACCGGCGGCCUAGCGGUAGGAUAGCGCGGUGGGCCCGGCCCGGAGCGGCCCACCUCUGUUAUCAAAACAAGAGUUUGAAAAGCAGAACCUGUUUUUCUUGCUUCAUAUUUUGGUGUGUCAUCCUUGCUGCCUAUGAGGAAACGCUGUCAAUGAAUGUGCGUGCUAUUUCCAACUCUUCGCUUAUCAGCUCACUUGAUGCCAUCUCAUUUCCGGGAGGGAGGCCAGACUAGGACGUCCUUCAGGCUGCGGCAGAGCCCAAGGCUUCUCCUCACCAUCCUGAGUUCCUCGGUGUCUUCGUCCUGUCUUCAUCACGUGGCUGACGUGCAUCUGCUACGUCCUGCUUGGCAAGAUCCAGGAGUUGGUGCCCAGAGAAUGUUCAUGUGGCCUUGACUCUCAGAAUAACCUUGUGAAGGGGAUAUAGCAGAAAUCUCUAGACCUUGGCCAUGAGCACUUCCUCCUUUCAAACCUUGGUGGCAGUGUUUGCCCUGGUUACCCUGCACGUCCGUGCCCUGGAUACGUUUAUAGCUGCAGUGUAUGAACACGCGGUCAUACUGCCAGAGGAAACAAAGACACCUGUUUCCCAGGACAAUGCCUUGCUCCUUAUGAACAAGAAUAUAGAUAUUCUGGAGAAAGCAAUUAAACAGGCAGCCCAGCAGGGUGCUGAAAUUAUUGUGACACCAGAAGAUGCACUUUAUGGAUGGAGUUUUACCAGGGAAACCAUUUUUCCUUACCUGGAGGACAUCCCAGACCCUCGGGUGAACUGGAUUCCAUGUCGAGACCCCCACAAAUUUGGUCACACACCAGUACAAGUGAGACUCAGCUGCCUGGCCAAGAGCAACUCUAUCUAUGUUGUGGCAAAUAUUGGAGACAAAAAGCCAUGUAACCCUAAUGACACCACCACCUGUCCUCCUAAUGGCUGGUAUCAGUACAAUACCAAUGUGGUGUAUGACAAGAAGGGACAACUGGUGGCACGCUACCAUAAGUACCACCUCUAUUCUGAGCCUCAGUUCGAUGUGCCUGAGAAGCCCGAGCUGGUGACGUUCAACACCGCCUUCGGAAGGUUUGGCAUUUUCACAUGCUUUGAUAUCUUGUUCCACGAUCCUGCCGUGACCCUGGUGAAGAAUUUCCAUGUGGACACCAUACUGUUUCCCACAGCUUGGAUGAAUGUUUUGCCCCUUUUAACAGCUAUUGAAUUCCAUUCAGCCUGGGCAAUGGGAAUGAGAGUCAAUCUUCUUGCGGCCAAUACACAUCAUGUCCGCCAAAACAUGACAGGCAGUGGCAUUUAUGCUCCACACUCUCCCAAAGUAUACCAUUAUGACAUGGAAACAGAGCAGGGAAAGAUCCUUCUUUCAGAAGUGGACGUGCAUCCUCGAAGCUCCCCUGGCUUCCCGGCGGCCGUGAGCUGGAGUGACUACGCCAGGAGCAUCAAACCAUUCCCAGGACAGAAAAGUGCUUUCAGGGGAUUUAUUUCCCGGGAUGCGUUCAACUUCACAAAACUUUCUGCAAGUGCAGGCAACCUUACAGUCUGUCAAGAAGAUCUUUGCUGUCAUUUAAGCUACAGAAUGUUAAGAAAAGAAGAGAAUGAGGUAUAUGCUUUAGGAGCUUUCUCAGGACUUCACGGCCGCAGAAGAAAGUACUACUGGCAGGUGUGCACAAUGCUGAAAUGCAAAACAGCUGAGGUGGCAACUUGUGGACAACCAGUGGAAACUGCUGUGACAAGAUUUAAUGUAUUCUCUCUAAGUGGCACAUUUGGAACAGAGUAUGUUUUUCCCGAAGUGCUGGUUACUAAAAUUCAUCUGUCACCUGGAAAAUUUGAGGUCCUAAAAGAUGGGCGCUUGGUAAACAAGAAUGGAACAUCUGAGCCUCUUCUAACAGUGUCACUGUUUGGGAGGUGGUACAUGAAGGACUCACCUUCCAUCUCAGGAGGGAUCGGCAAUUUGGAAACUACUAACCUGUUAAUAUCCACUUUACUUAUGAUCACGACUUUGCAAAUAUUGUGAUGGUAUGGGACAUCUCUUUAUCACGAUUUAUUUGUGGAGUAUAUAUUUUGCUAAAUGUAUUUAUCAUCUUUCCAAGUUACUAAGAAAUUCUGAAGGGCCAUCUCUGCAGCAUAGACCAAUAAUUUUUAAAUAUGUAUUUUUCUCAUCUUGAAUUAAUUUGAACUAUUACAGUAAAUUUGCCCCCAAAGUGCUUGGGUCAGAUGAAUGAGUGUCAAAUCUUAGCUCUAACUUUAUUUGCUCUGUGACCUUGUGUGUGCUUGUGACCUUGAGUGGCAGAGUGCAGAGCUGCAGGGUCAUCCUAAACAUAGCUGUAGCCUUCGAAGAGAAGAGGAAUGAUGAAAAUUGAGAUUUUUGUGACUGAAUUCUAUUUGACAUUAAAGAUGAUCCAAAUUAAUCUGCUUUUCUGUGCUCACGAUUAGAGGGAAAUGCACUUUCCAAUUAGAUGGUAAUGUUUAUAUUCAUCAUGAAAGUUGUUCUGAGAUGUUCUAGAAGAGAUGACAGAUAGUGCUGGUUUGUAUCAAAGGAGACCUGACUCGGGGCAUUCAUAGUCCUGAACUACCUCACCUGUGGUAUAAUUUAAUGGGCCCAAAUUCCACAACACAAAGACCAUGACUGUGAUUAGCGACACUGUUUUCAAUGGUGGGUAGCCUGCACUUCUCAACAUGUAUAUAUCUCAUUCUACUUGAAAUACGAUGUAUUUGUUACUGAUCAUUUAAUGCAAAUAUUCUUAAAAUUAAAGAAAUAAAUGUUCAGAUUUUUUCAGAUUUAAUAUCUUCAAAAUUAUUUUGUCUAGUGUUUUCAUAUUGAAAUAUCACCUUUGAGACAUUUAUGUUUUGUUUUUUAUGUUGUUGUAUAUUACUCCUUGUAGAUUCAAUUUGUCUCUUCUAUUACUGUGCAGUAGGAAAUGAGGAGUAUUUUUAUAACGAAGUGGUUAAUAUUAAGAAAGGAAAUAGAAGUUAAGCCACAUUUUUGUUUUUAAUUUUGAAGAGGGUUUUCUGUGCUGCUUGUGUUCAACAUGGGGGCAUCAGAGGUGGUCAUUUUGAAGUGGCAGUGAAUGUACAUGUUUAUACAUAGUCCAAAUCACACAACCAUCACAGUUGUGCUCUUGUAUCUUUGCAUCAGACAUGGAGAUUUUCAGAUUUGCAAGGUCUAUUUAAUGUCUAAAGUUGGACAUUAUGCAAUGGCAUUGCUGUGUGUAUUGUGACACUUGGACAGUGACAUUUCACCUCAAAAAGUUAAACUGGAAAUCAGCAGCUGACCCUAAACCCUUCAGUUUAGGCCUUCAUUCUCUCAGGAAUAAAAGGCCAAGAUGAUCAAGGAACUCAUAAUUAUUCUUAGAAACUUUCAUAGUUUCCAGAGGUGAAUGUCAGUUAUUGGUCUCUGCCAGGCCUCCCCUUCCCCCUCUUUAAAAAAAAAAAAAACCUGUUUACUUUUAGAGAGAUGGGAAGGGAAGGAGAAAGAGAGAGAAACAUCAAAGUGGAGAUGCCUUUCCUGCUCCCCAUAAUGGGGACCUGGCCUGCAACCUAGGCAUGUGCCCUGACUGGGAAUCAAACCAGUGACCCUUUGGUUUGCAGGCCAGUACUCAAUCCACUGAGCCACACCAACCAGGGCUCCCUUUUCCCCUCUUUAUUAAAGGGAACUCCUCCAUGUAUUUGGGGUUGGAGAUCAUUCAUUAUAGCUCCAGAGUGUGUCCAAGCUUUACCAGUCAUUCACUAGACCUGCAAGGCCAGAGAUUUAUGCAGUGCUGAGUACAUGUUUGAAGCCACAUUGGUGAGAAUUGUCCCCAGAACUUUUGAUAAUUAAAAAAUUAAAAAAGAAGUUCUCUCUUCUGCCAUCAAAGACACAAGAACCAUAUAAAUAUGGAGCUCCCAGAAGCUAUCUUCACUAAUGUGGAGAGCAGGAUCAAUAACAUGGCAUUGGCCUUGUCAAAAUAGCAUAAAGUAUAUAAAAUAAAAUGGAGUACCUCAUGUCAACCAAGAUGGCUACCAGUCAGGACACUUUGGCUCAAGAGGGAAACUACCUAAGUCAGAGCAGACACAUCUGGCAAGGAGACACACCUACUAUAUCUGCACACGUGAUCAGAACAGCCAUGCCUGCAGAGUGGGACCACCCAUAGACAGGCCCCUGGGGAAGUUCCUCAAUUGCCCACGGUGCCAAGUAGAGUAGCCAUGUACCACUUGCAGACAGGCUCCUGAGAAAAUUUCUCACUUGCCAUCCUGGGUUCUAAGAUACGUAUCAAGAAAACCAGAAGGGUGGAGUACACCACUUUCAAGGUAUACCUCAGGCAGGCUCCAGACCACUGCUGAGGCAGCCGAGCUCCACACACCAGAGUGCUGCUCCACACCACGUUGAUCUUCCUUGGCAUUGGCUCCUGCAGGCUCUGCCCUGCUGGACUGAGGACUUCGUCUUCCCUGCUGCCCUCCUGCCUCUGGAGAUCCUUCCUUGCAAGACACUGAUGACUCCCUUGUCCACUGUGUUGCCUCCCGGACCUGCAGACCGAGAGUCUAGGGCUUGGGUUCGUUAUAUCCCCACUCAUUGCUGUGUUAUGUGUGUUUUAUAUUCGUCUUAGAUUGUUAGAAUGUGAGUAAGAUAUUAAUGUAUGUUGAUGUUCUACUUUGAGUGAACCUGCAUUCAAUAAAAUCUGGAUGAAGAGGA